AUGCAAUAAAUUAUUAGCAUUUCUUCUCCCACAUCCCAUUUCCAUAGCCAAUCUCUAUUGUUGCUUCAAGCAACUGAGAUACUAAAAAACUGCGAUGGCAUACAUCUACAUGCCAUGGCUGUUCUUAAUCCAAAUCCUAGUACUAGUAGGAAAAUCCAAAGCUAAAGUUCCAGCAGUCAUAGUUUUUGGAGACUCAUCUGUGGAUUCAGGUAACAAUAACCAGAUUCAAACGAUUGCCAAGAGCAACUUCGUGCCUUAUGGUCGUGACUUUUUUGGCGGCCACCCAACCGGACGCUUCUCCAAUGGUCGGAUUCCUCCUGACUUCAUCUCUGAGGCUUUUGGACUCAAGCCAGCAAUACCUGCCUACUUGGAUCCAACUUAUAAUAUCUCAGAUUUUGCUACUGGAGUUUGCUUUGCUUCUGCAGGAACUGGCUAUGAUAAUGCCACUUCUGAUGUGCUAGGUGUUAUACCUCUAUGGAAGGAAGUGGAGUACUACAAGGACUACCAAAAGAAAUUGAAAGUGUAUGCUGGCGAUGAGAAGGCAAAAGAAAUAUUAAGUGAGUCUUUAUAUUUGAUUAGCGUAGGAACAAACGACUUCCUUGAGAACUAUUACACAUUACCAGACCGACAAUCCCAAUUCACAAUCGAACAGUACCAGGAUUUUCUAAUCGGACUUGCCAAUAAUUUCAUUCACACACUACAUGGUCUAGGAGCUCGAAAAAUAUCCUUAACUGGGGUUCCUCCAAUGGGGUGUUUGCCAUUGGAGAGAACAGUAAACAUUUUCGAUCAUGACUGUGUGAAGGAAUAUAACAAUGUAGCCUUGGAAUUUAAUGGGAAAUUGAAGAGUUUGGUGCCAAAGCUUAACAAGGAGCUUCCUGGUCUUAAACUAGUGUUUGCAAAUGCAUAUGAUAUUUUUCUACAAAUCGUUAAGAAGCCUUCUACAUUUGGGUUCGAUGUUGUGAGUGUGGGAUGUUGUGGCACUGGGUUAUUUGAGAUGAGCUACAUGUGCGAUCCGCAGAGUCCAUUUACAUGCUCAGAUGCAAAUAAAUAUGUGUUUUGGGAUGCUUUCCAUCCUUCAGAGAAAGCAACUCAGAUAAUCUCCAAAUAUUUGAUUAAAAAUUCUCUAGCUAAGUUUCUGUGAUAUAUAUGUUAUAGCGUGUGUUGUCUGGUUCUCAUGCUAUAUGUAGAAGAAAAUAUGGGGCUCAUUUUUUAUAUUUUUAUGAAAUUAAGUUGAGGGGUUAGGAUUUUAUUUUCUUAAUUUCAGAUAUAUUUAAGCCUUUUGUAGUCAACUACUUAGAGUUCUGUUAUGGUACUACUUUAAUUAAAAUAUGUUUAGGGAUGCUUACUUGGAAAAUAAGUUUGUUAGAGAUUUUAAAUAUGCCCUAAUUUGUAAACAAAAUAGAAGUUUAUUAUUAUAAAAUUACUAUCAAUUUAUCUU
Messenger RNA from Quercus lobata, 1438 nucleotides. RefSeq names its product GDSL-like Lipase/Acylhydrolase superfamily protein. The coding region runs from base 95 to 1141 and encodes 348 amino acids. Gene Ontology annotation, molecular function: hydrolase activity, acting on ester bonds. The transcript has 3 exons. The record is from RefSeq and is a predicted model, not a curated record. Lineage: Eukaryota; Viridiplantae; Streptophyta; Magnoliopsida; Fagales; Fagaceae.